CCCUCCGAGGAGGAAGAUGGAUACAGCAAAGUCCCUACAGUUACAAUAGAAGGGGCAACUCCCUCACCACGCCCACCUUCACGACUCCCGGACGAAAACAACAACAGGGAAGACGGGAAUGAGGACAACGACAAUGACGACGAUUCUGAUGACGACGAAGAUUUUGCAGAAGAAGAGCAAACCGAGGAAGGAGAGGAAGAAGAGAAAGAAAUGACAAUUGAAGAGAAAAGGGACAUGUACCUGGCUGUGCAAAGUGGAGACAUUGAUCUACUUGAGGACUGCCUGGACCAGCCAAACUCUGACGUCACCAUGACUUGGUUCCGAGAGAAUCUCCUUAUGACUGCCAUCAGGGAAGGUCAUUCCGAAAUGGCCGAAUUUCUCCUGGACAACGGAGUGGACCAUACCUACUCUACGUCUGUUGUGGGUCUUCGAGAAUCUUCCAAAGGUAAAUGCCUGGAUCGCUACGAGAUAAGCUGUCGUCAAAUGGCAUACGACCGCGAGAUGUUCCACAUUGUGGAACUUAUCGACCUACUGCAGAACCAAUUGUUCCCCUUUGUUCGCCCGCUCGAGCGUACGCCGCGCUUCAGACGACCGAAACCGCCGACACCAUCAGACAGCGACUCUGGAAGUAGAAGCGAAGGGGAAGGUCAAGGCCAUGAUAGUAGCGGAACAGGCAGCCAGUCGGAUACGGAGGGCAGCGGUAGUGAGGGGAAAAGUCUUCGCACUCGGAACAGGAAGAAGAGAAGGGGGAAGAGGAAGAAAAAGGUUUCUGGUGGAGGAAGAGAGGGUGUUGGCGACCGGGCAGAUGAAUGCGACUUGAAUAAAACUGGAGGAACCGGAAGUAUGUUCGGGGAAGGGACGGAAGUGGAUUCCGGUCACCACAGUCUGGGUAGCAGUAAGUUGCGAAUUGCUAUGGUCCGUGAACACGAGAGACUGACAGAAAAGGAAGAGAACUUACCAUCCUCCGAGAGCGCUCCUUCCCCCCGAAGGCCAACUAGUGAGAGCGAGAAAGGGGAUAAGAGCCUCGUUGACCAAAGUGAGAAAUCAGAAACUACUGGAAGUCACAUUCGGGAUGAAGGAUACGGUUCUAUAUCUCAGAAAAGCCCAACACCCUGCCCCUCACCAGAAAUGAAACCCCUGUGGACACCAGUGGAACCUUCCAACCGCUUUAGAUCCACUAAAUCAGCAUUAGCCGUGCGGAAUGUAAACCUUGUAAACUUACGAGUAAACAACAUUCAGCCCUCAGACUUUACAAAGCUGUCGCCAUCAAUGUCCCAGUGUCGACCACUCCGCUGGAGGAAGAUCUCUACCAUUGGUAGCUACGCAAACGAGAGCAAAAACUGGCACGUUAAAAAUGAGGCCAAAGAAGACGACGUUUGCGUGGAAAUUUCCCAAAUUUCUCUAGCUCCCCCAACAACGUCAUCAACAUUGUCUGGUCUACAAAGACAAGCUCCGAUGGGAAACACCGGCUCAAAAAGUCCAGCACUCUAUGGAACGUCAUCAGAACUAAAGACGUCGUUCGUGCGUACUGAAAAGAGUACAGAGUCGAAUCCUACGAUGUCAAACAACAUAGCGAGCUACAUGCGACCAACGAAGAGCACCAUUACAAAACAACGACUUACACCGAACUUUGUAAAAUCGUACGGCGGUUUGGAAUUCACACACGUUAUCGACUCCAGAAACACAGGGCAGGCUGCAAAGGUCAAAACAUCUGCGCCUGCAACAAAACCAUCAAGAGUGCAUGGUUUUGGACUGGCUGUGCCUCAUAUAACCCCUAGCAGUGUCAUUCAGAGGAGAAAUAACCCUCUUUCAUUCAGGAGUUAGCCCUUUUAGUUUAUCGUUACCUUAUAUUAUUACCAAACAAACAGUGGAACACACUGAACUUAUCGAAGCUUGUAAACAUGGACUGUUUAAAACGAGUCCUCGGAACUGAAUUUCUGUUGUUGUUGUUUUUUUGUUGUUGUUGUUGUUUUGGAAGGGGGGGGGGGUCUCUUUUUUAAAACAUGUUUGUAUAUACCCCACACUAAACUGGAGCGAAAUACCAAAAACUUUAACAACUCUCCGCAUGAGUCUUUGAUCUAAUGACGCCAACUUCAUGCCUGUAACUUCAAUGGAACCUUUGUGCCAACUGAACACAUCAAAUGGGUUAACAGAGUAAAACAAUGAGUCAACGCCAGGACCUGUGAUUAGUGGGCAGAUCGGAAUGGGUGAACGCAAUGUCUUAGCAGGAAAAGAGACAGCUGUUAAGAGAGAGAGGGAGAGAGAGAGA
Messenger RNA from Aplysia californica (California sea hare), 2269 nucleotides. RefSeq lists its product as uncharacterized. The record is from RefSeq and is a predicted model, not a curated record. Lineage: Eukaryota; Metazoa; Mollusca; Gastropoda; Aplysiida; Aplysiidae.